AUGAAUAAUAAAGUAGGAUCAUUGAAAGUUAAUGAAAAUUUGUACAAAUGUUCAGUAAUUUGGCUUGAUGCUUCAGCCAACAGUUCACAAGAGAAUAUUAACGCUCAAAAACAACUUCGAACAUCAACUAAUAAUUUAUUAAUAUUUGAAGAUGAUAAACAAUGUCUUCAACACAUUCAUUCUAUGUCAAAAAACGAUCGUAUUAUAUUAAUUGUUAGCGGAAGAUUAGGUCGAAUUAUUGUUCCAAAAAUUGCUCAACUUCAACAAAUUAUUUCAAUCUAUGUUUAUUGCCAAGACAAAAAAGCUAAUGAACAAUGGGCAAAACAAUUCUCUAAAGUAAAAGAUGUCAUUGUUCGAUUGGAUGAUUUAUUUGAUCAAAUUCAAUCUGAUCGAAAACAAAUAAAGCAUCAUAAAAUUGAUGAAGAAAUACCGAUAUGUGCAUUUAAUUCGAAUAUUUUAAUUGAAGAACAUUCUUCAACUGAAUUAAAUGGUCAAUUCAUACAUUUUCAACUAUUAAUUGAUUGUCUUAUUCGGAUGAAACCAUCAUUGAAUGAAAAACAAGAAUUUAUUAGUGAUUUAAAAGAAAAAUUUGAAAAAAAUUCUGAUAAUUUUAAAAUUGUGGAAGAAUUCGAACGUAAGUAUUCAUCUGAUCAAUCCAUAACAUGGUAUACGAGAGAAACAUUUCUUUAUAAAAUGUUGAACAAAGCACUUCGAGUUCAAGACAUUAAAUUAUUAUAUUUAUUUCGAUUUUUUAUUCGUGAUCUUGCACAACAACUAGAAAAAAAUAAAUGUUCAUCAAUUGUUCGUGUUUAUCGUGGUCAAAAAAUGUCAAAAAAAGAAAUCGAAAUGUUUCAAAAUUCUGUUGGUCAAUUUAUUUCCAUGAAUUCAUUUCUUUCGACAAGUCUUAAAUCAGAAAUAGCUGAAAAUUUUAUUUCUAAUAAUUCUUCUGAUGAUAAUAAAAAUGUUCUCUUCAAAAUUGAUGCAGAUUCUCGAUUGAAAAAUAUUAAAGCUUUCAGUAAUAUAACCACAUUUAAUGAUUACGAAGAAGAAGAAAUACUUUUCAUGAUUGGUUCAAUUUUUCAAGUUAUUGAAAUAAAACGUGAUAAUAAUAGAAUUUGGAAUAUUCGUUUAAGAUUAUGUUCUAAUAAUGAUGAGAAAUUACAAUCACUUUUUGAAUAUAUGAGAAAAAAACUCGGUAAUGGAGAAACAAAUUUAUAUAUUUUUGCAGGUGUCUUACACGAUAUGGGUAAAUUAGAUUAUGCUGAAAAAUAUUAUCGUUAUUAUUUAAAACAAUUACCUGAUAAACAUCCACAUAUUUCCGCAUGUUAUCAUGCUUUAGGAAUCGUUACAAGUGAGAAAAAAGAUUUUAAAUCGAGUCUGACAUGGUACAACAAAUUGCUCGAGAUUAUUAAUCGAAUAUUGGAAAACGAUGAUGCAAAUAUUGCUAACAUUUACAAUAGUAGUGCUAUUGUUUAUCAAGAGAUAGGUGAUCAUAAUCAAGCAAUUGAAUCGUACAAGAAAGCAUUGAUUAUUUGGAAGAAAACAUAUGGUGAAGAACAUCCAGAUGUAGCUAUGUGUCUUAGUAAUUUGGGUAAUGUCUAUCAGGAUCAAAAAAAAUAUUCGAAAGCAUUAGAAUGUCAUCAAAAAGCAUUGACUAUUCAUCAGAAUCAUCUUCCUGUUCAUCAUCCUCAUAUUGGUACAUCACACAAUAAUAUUGGUAAUAGUUAUGUUUGUCUCGAUCAAUAUGAUUUGGCAUUAAAACAUUAUACUUCAUCACUGAAAAUUUAUGAAAAAUCUCUUCCUCCUUCUCAUCUUCAUUUUGCCAUGACAUAUGAAAAUAUAGGUCUUAUUUAUGAACAUCUAGAUGAUUUUGAAAAAGCAUUAUUCAAUUUUAAAAAAGCAUCGAAAAUCUUUUCUGAUUCGUUGCCUGCUACAAAUCCUAAUGUGAUUCGAAUUGAACAAAAUGUUGAUCGUAUAUCAUCGAAAUUAACAAGUACUUAUUUUUGA
Rotaria sordida is the source of this 2007-nucleotide messenger RNA. NCBI's taxonomy places the organism in Eukaryota, Metazoa, Rotifera, Eurotatoria, Philodinida, Philodinidae. The record is from the annotation of a GenBank genome assembly.